Molecule: messenger RNA, 2281 nt
Organism: Carya illinoinensis
Lineage: Eukaryota; Viridiplantae; Streptophyta; Magnoliopsida; Fagales; Juglandaceae
Product: aspartokinase 3, chloroplastic
Exons: 14
Coding region: 356-2011 (551 amino acids)
Biological process (GO): amino acid biosynthetic process
Cellular component (GO): chloroplast stroma
Molecular function (GO): aspartate kinase activity
Source: RefSeq, a predicted model, not a curated record
GCGUACAUAUUUAUUUUCCAACUAAACCAACACGUUUUGCCAUUCAAACGGUCUUCUUUCUCGAGCAAGAAGUGGGAGGCGCCGCCGGCUAUUUAGUCCGUCUCGCGCAUUCCCCUCGCAUUCUUUCGCUGUCAAUUUUACGCUCCUUCUUUCUUCUCAUUCUUCAUUCUUCCACAAGCUCUGCUUUUUGGAACCGCUUUGCAGCUUGUUAUCAAGGUCGAGCCGCUGAAUUUGGUAGCAAUUUUUGGCGAGCGUCUUGUUUGGGUUCAGAUCUUUUGAGAUUUUCCUAUAUUUAGCGACUGAACUCCGUAUCAAUUCCGAGGAAUAGCUUGGUAAACCCAUUAGCUAAUUAAUAAUGGAGGCCGCGUUGCAAAUUGGUGGAGCCGAAACUUUGUGCCCUGUUUUAUCGAGAAGAUCUUCCUACGCCCGGCCUCCAUGGUCAAAAAGCCUUCGUUUUGCUACUUCCGUGGCUUCGGUAUCUGGUUUUUCGUAUUCGACUGCGAGAAGUUUUUGUACAAGCACAGUCGUGAAGGUGAGUUGCGAGGGAGGGAUGGUAGACGUUCUUGAGAGGAAGGUAACCGCCGAGAAUCAGAGUUCCGGCAAAGCGGAUAAUCGGUUGACCUGUGUCAUGAAAUUCGGUGGCUCGUCAGUGGCCUCCUCGAGUAGAAUGAGAGAGGUUGCUGAGCUUAUACUCAGCUUUCCGAAGGAGAGGCCGGUAGUUGUUCUCUCGGCGAUGGGAAAGACGACUAAUAAGCUUUUAUUGGCUGGAGAAAAGGCUGUCGGCUGUGGUGUUACCAACAUAUCAAGUAUUGAUGAGCUGAGCUUUAUAAAAGAACUGCAUCUCAGGACCGUGGAAGAACUUGGAAUAGACGAGUCCGUCAUUGCAACACACCUAGAAGAAUUGGAGCAGCUUCUGAAGGGAAUUGCCAUGAUGAAAGAGUUGACUCUACGAACAAAAGAUUAUUUGGUUUCAUUUGGAGAGUGCAUGUCCACUAGGAUCUUUGCAGCAUAUUUGAAUAAAAUUGGUGCUAAAGCUCGCCAAUAUGAUGCAUUUGAGAUUGGUUUUAUAACCACAGAUGAUUUCACAAAUGCGGACAUUUUGGAAGCAACAUAUCCCGCUGUUGCAAAAAGGUUACUUGGUGAUUGGGUUUGUGAUCCUGCAAUACCAAUUGUUACUGGCUUCCUUGGAAAGGGAUGGAGGUCAUGCGCAGUUACUACGUUGGGUAGGGGUGGUAGCGAUUUGACAGCCACAACCAUUGGUAAAGCAUUGGGAUUGCGAGAAAUACAGGUGUGGAAAGAUGUUGAUGGUGUUUUAACAUGUGAUCCUAACAUAUACUCACAAGCAGAACCCGUGCCAUAUUUGACAUUUGAAGAGGCUGCUGAACUUGCAUAUUUUGGUGCUCAGGUACUGCAUCCGCAGUCUAUGAGACCAGCCAGAGAAGGCAAUAUUCCUGUUAGGGUUAAAAACUCUUACAACCCUAAUGCUCCAGGUACUCUUAUAACCAGGACAAGAGAUAUGAGUAAGGCAAUAUUAACUAGUAUUGUUUUGAAACGAAAUAUAACUAUGCUGGAUAUUGUUAGCACUAGAAUGCUUGGUCAAUAUGGCUUCCUUGCUAAGGUAUUUUCGACAUUUGAAGAUUUGGGCAUAUCGGUGGAUGUUGUAGCUACCAGUGAAGUCAGUGUUUCCUUGACACUAGAUCCAUCAAAGCUUUGGAGCAGAGAGCUAAUUCGGCAGGCAAGCGAACUUGACCAUGUUGUGGAGGAGCUUGAGAAAAUUGCUGUUGUGAACCUCCUUCAGCACAGAUCAAUCAUUUCUCUUAUUGGAAAUGUUCAGAAAUCGUCGCUUAUACUAGAGAAGGCAUUCCGUGUUCUUCGAACAAAUGGAGUCAAUGUUCAGAUGAUCUCUCAGGGUGCAUCCAAGGUCAAUAUAUCGUUGGUUGUAAAUGACAAGGAAGCAGAUCAAUGUGUCAGGGCUCUCCAUUCGGCUUUCUUUGAGAGUGAUCUUUACUAAACAACUUUCUUCUGAUUCAACAUGCUCUCUCGCGCAUUGAUGGCGCCUUCGAUAUUUUGUAGCAGUUGCAAUUUUCUCAAGGUUAACUUAUUUGCUGUACUACUAGUUAGUUCUCAACAUUAGCUCUAUGCUUAACUUUCUCAUGGCUCGGGGGAAGUUCUCGUUGUCCAAUUAAGAUAGGCCGUUGUUAUCGCCAUCUUGUUUCUUCAAGAAUAUAUCAGAUUUAACUCUUAAGGUUAUGGAUAAUGAUAAUUUUGAACGUCUGCUGCA